This is a messenger RNA of Scatophagus argus, 4559 nucleotides long. It is a transcript of the gene fbxo15, whose product is annotated as F-box protein 15. Gene Ontology annotation, molecular function: protein binding. Bases 1157 to 2569 code for a protein of 470 amino acids. Lineage: Eukaryota; Metazoa; Chordata; Actinopteri; Scatophagidae. The transcript is spliced from 9 exons. The record is from RefSeq and is a predicted model, not a curated record.
GAUUCACUGAUCAAUCAAUCAGUCCUGAAAUCCUUAAUUUUUUAUGGUGUGCUGGUGGAACACCAUUGUCUGUAAAAGUCAUACGCACACACACGUUAGCAAAGAUGUCAUGGGCCAAACUAAAACCUGAAAAGGAUGCUGUACGUCAAAUAAAUUGUCCUAUAGAGGGUAAAAGGUGAUGGAACGUCAUGAUUGUCAGCAGAGUCCUGCUUGUGAUCACAUGACCUCCACUGAUUAGACUGUGGCUUCAAAUGAUGUCAUCAGCACGAGAUGGCAGCGCUCGUAUUCAGCAUAUUGUGAGUUCAUCGUGUGACUUGUGACCUCCUUUUUUUCAAACUUUUGCAAAUGCCAAAAGCGACUUAAAAGAGAACCUUUGCAUGUUGACAGCUCCAAAUAUCAGUGGGAGGUUAAAUAUUAUGAAUUUUAAAGCUACAAAGUAUGCAGCAAUUUAAAACUGCACUAGAGAUGAUUUAUUCAUUUAGUGUCAUGUUUUAAAAGUUGUUUCAUCUGGUUAUUGGUAUGCAGUGGAAUGUCAGUGAUUGACCAGGCAGAUUAUGUGAACAUGUCAUGAAUACAUUACUUGCUUAAGUGAUUUAAUUAGACUGCAUUGGCAUCAUUAGCCAGGACAGGUUCAACCAGACAAACCCGAUCGAUAUGUCGAAAUAACAGACAUGAAGAGUAUCACAAACCAAGAAUAAUGUGCCCUUUUAGUGUUUUAGCACAUUCAACCCUACAGAGAGGUGUAAUAAUGAUCAAAACAAAAACAUUACGAUUCACUGCCUCUAACAUCCAAAUAUACUCAUUAUUUAUCCACGAAAGAUAAAAGAUCUAACAGUGGUGACUUGAGAUUUCACGUGGAUGAACGCUUCUUGCUCUGAUUGUUUCUUCACAUCUUGGAUCUCGCUCACCCUUUGAUUCACUUCCUGCAGCUUGAGAAGAGUCUUUUCCUGACGCUACCACUUUAUGUGAGCAAAAUCGGUGGCUCUAUUGGGUGUCAAUUAAGGCCGAUGAGACACUCUUCUGUUUUGUCAUUUAGACCGAUAAGAGGAAAAUGUGACGCUUUACAAAACAGCGACUUCAAAUUGUCUUAGUUUUAUACCAAAUCUGCUAAAUGAGAACACGACUAUGGGUUAUUUAAUGUUGUUGCUAGAAGUGUAUGCAGUUGUUAAGUAGUCUGUCGAGAGCGUUUGUCUCAUUCACUGAACCACAUGCUGAGCAACACGUGGCAGGAAACCACUGGUGUCACUUUCUUGUGGUGAUGUGUAAUUACCUUUUCCGUAGACUGCCACCCGCGAUCCUGAUCCGGAUUCUGUCAUACCUGGAUGCCUCCACGCUUCUCAGCAUCAGCCACGUCAGUAAACUCCUCUAUCAGCUCGCCAAUGAUAAUGUUCUGUGGAACAAGAUAUACAUAGCAGAGUUUGGCAGAAAUGAGAAGCUGAAACCUCAGCGUAUGGACGAGCUGCUUCUGAAGAUGGCCACAGCGGAGGUGAAGGAUCACGCUGUGGGCUACUGGAAGCGGCUGUACUUCAGGACUGCAGCCGAAUGUGACAUGAACAAGUGGAAAAGACAUCUUGGACUCAUCAGUUGUCACACUGGGCUGCCCAGCCAAACUGAGCGGGUCCUUAGAAACUUGCAUGUCACUUGGGAGUUGACGGUCUCUGAUAGGUCAGGGCAUGAGAACACACAUGAGCUGAGCUGGGCCCGGUUCUCCGAGUCAUGUGUGACUCUGUGCUGGACCGGAGGAGGCUGCUUGCCCAACUACCAGCGGAUUUCCACCCUUCAAGUCCACGGUGUCAGGAGGAUAGCCCUCAACUGCCCAGGCCUAAAGAAACCUGGCUGGAGGUCCCUCGUGGUGAAGUUGGACAUGCAGACUCUGACUAAAAGUGUGCAGGUCCUUGGCCAGGACAGACUGGUUGAACUGAAGCUGCCACAGCCUGGUGUCAGCAUCGGCGUGUGGAGGGACCAGUGCUCCGUGGCCUUUGUCAUGUUCACCCUCCACUUCCACAGGCUGGUGGAAAGAAGCAUCCAGGGAUCUCCUGUUUGCCCCUACGUGGAACCAACGGUCAGACCCCCUUUUGAUGACAUCGACCCUGAAUACGGUCUCCAUGGUUACCGACUACACCUUGUUCUCCAUGACACUGUAUGCGAAAUCAUGUCUGGAAGCUUCCCCCAGCUCUUCUGCCGGAGAACUCAGAUCUGUGACGGUCUUAUCCAGCUCACUGCCAUUCGCAGGACAGACUUGUCACAGCACACACCUCUGUCAGGCAGCAUCACCCUGCCCUGGAUGUGUGAGGCCCUGCAGGGCGCCGUGAAGAAUUGCUGCAUCAUGAGUAUGACUCUGCUGGAUGAAUUCAAGAAGCCCUUCUGGUCUGUCUGCUCUCCUGUUUCCAUGACGCCGGAGAAGACGUCCACCUCCUAUGACUAUGACGAUUGUGCAAGACCAAAGGUGAGAUCUGCUGAUGAAUGGAAACAUAGCAGAAACAAGGAAAACAUCCAGGAGUUCCAGCUCGGUGCUCUGCGCAGCCCCCAUUACUACCCUGUUCACAACAGACUAUUAAUGAUAAUAUAACAAUGAAGAUGCUCCAGCCCACUGAUAGCUGAAGGCAUUCAGUGCAGUGUUUUUAGUUCACACAUUGCAGUGAAAUUGGAUCAUUCAUUUAUGCUUGUAUAAUUUGCACGCAAAAUUUAAUUUUGAGAGGACAUAACAUGGUUAUGUCUCCCAUAUUGCUUUCCCAUUAUUCUAUUACACCCAAUUUGUGAACACCUAUUCAUUUGGUAGAUAUGACUAAGUUUGUAUUCACAAUAAUGUGAUACUUGUCAGGGCAGCCAUUCAUAAAAUGAAGGUUUCACCUCGAGCCCUGACACUGUUGCGGAUGCUGCAAUGUGUUUGAUAUAUGAUAAUGGCUCCUGGGUUGAUUUUAUUGGGCCUGUCAAGGACUCCUCACAACAUGCUUAGGGCAUAGGUCGAAACCAUAAUUGGAAUUUAGGAAGGUGACAGGCUUGGUGCAAUGCUGACCUUGGACCAGAAUCCUGAUACAUGCAAGAAAGGAGGCUUGGGAUUACAAAGAAGGAGGGUGGCACACCCACACAAUGAAAGAAAAUACAACGUGGCUCUCUGAGAAGGUUGGCACAGUUGGUCAUUUGAACAGUUAAAGAGCAAUCCAAGUGAGUUUCUGUUUGUUUUCUUUAUUCUCCUCCUAUUUUUUAUUUGAAAACGUGAGAUUGUUUUUAAGUAUGUUAAUAUCAGAUAUUAUCUGUUUUUUGUUCAUCUUUUUUGUUGUUGUUCUUUUGUUUUGAUAAUUGGACAGUCUCAGGUAUUUAAAGUGUUACUCCAUUGUGACACGCGACAGGUAUGAUCUUUAAGAUUUUCAUUAUUUUAAUUCUUUUUUCUUCAGUAGCCCUUAAAUGAGUUUACAUUCAGUAUUUGGAUGUCUGCAAAGUAUAUCGGUCAUGUUAGUGGUGGAGUCUGCCAGUUCCCGCGCCGGAUUCAGUUUGUGUUCAGGUGUCCAGGAGAUUCACAGGAAGCAGUUUCUGAAUGUAAUCCAGUGUGAUUGUUUGCCAUUUGAUGUAAUUGAUAUCGGCCUCACUGUUGACCAUGUUUACACCGUAUGAUAGCUGUGUUACAUGCUAUCUAACUGCUAAUGCUAACUGAGUAUUGGUUGUAAUAAUUUCAGGAAAUCUUUGAUCCCAUGGCACAGCAAAAUGGUGACUGAGAUAGAUGAACGACUGAAUCGCAGCUGUGGGUUUUCUGAAUGCAAAAGACAGCCGUUCUGUGAUAUUGAGAGCUGAGAGUGCCAGCUAUGGAUGCAUCUGACUGUGGCAUUGUUUAUGAGAACAAAUGAAAAGCCCCAGUAUCCAGAAAAAUAAAUCACAUACCGAUGGUGCAACUCUCCACAGUAUUGUACGCAGGUGGCUGAAACACGAGAAAUUUAGCAGUACUUUAACCGAGCUGAUGGCACAUUAUCAAGCAGAGAUUAACUCCGCAUGAAAAGACCUUCAAAUUUCAUGCUGUGCAAGACAACUUGGAAACAUUUGCUGCACAAUCUUAUUAACAUUUUUUGAAGACUACGUGGGCUGCUUGUGUACCAGUUUUGUCUGUAAUUUAUGGCCAAUAAAGUUCAGAACAUCUUAGGGAAUUAAUACAAGAGUUAUGUUCUUGUGCUUUCUUGCUGGCCAUAACUGAAAUACUGCAUACUUUGUCAACCUUUUUGGUUUAGCAACAUUACGUUUAUAGCCGAAAUACAAAAAAGAGAGACCUUGUUCAGGCAGUGUAUUUUGGGCUUAAAUCAUCCCACUUUUCUCUUUAAUGAUUCAUCAUUUGUCCUCUUCCAUCAGCUUCACAGCUCUCAGUAAAUGCACAAGGUAAAUGAUGACACACACUUGACAAACAGCCUCUGAUAUUGCAGGAGCACACUUUUAUCAUUUUACAUGACAUCUCACAAAUGCUUUUUGUGUUAUCUGCUGCUACUGCAAAGACAUUUUAUUUUAACCUGUUGUUGCUAAUAGAAUCCAUAAAAGAAUUCCCCUUUGAAAUGUAGAACACACUGCACCUCAGCUUU